Dichomitus squalens LYAD-421 SS1 is the source of this 1151-nucleotide messenger RNA. RefSeq lists its product as uncharacterized. The transcript is spliced from 4 exons. Lineage: Eukaryota; Fungi; Basidiomycota; Agaricomycetes; Polyporales; Polyporaceae. The record is from RefSeq and is a predicted model, not a curated record. Gene Ontology annotation, cellular component: actin cortical patch. Gene Ontology annotation, biological process: actin cortical patch localization; actin filament bundle assembly. The coding region runs from base 41 to 883 and encodes 280 amino acids. Gene Ontology annotation, molecular function: actin filament binding; phosphatidylinositol binding.
GUAUUCACAGCAAUCUGCUUACCAUCCGAAUCACUCCCAGAUGUCUAUGUUAGACAAGUUCCGCAAGGGCGCAACCAAGGCCGGCAUCCAGGCGUCCGCCUUCCUCAAGGAGGGCUCGAACAAGCUCGCGAACGAAUCCCAGCACUUCGUCCAGGGAUUCACCCUCCCCGGCGAGGCUGAGAAAGCGGCCAAGAUCCUUGAAAGCUUCCUCGCCGACCCAGAGCAUCCCGAGUCCGCCCUCAACUCCAUCCCCAAAGUCGUCCUCCAGCGCGCACGCGGCCUCGCGAUCUUCUCCGUCAUCAAGGCCGGCUUCGUCUUCUCCGGCAAGGCAGGCUCGGGCAUCGUCAUCGCGCGCCUGCCCGACGGCUCGUGGUCCGCGCCCUCGUGCAUCGCGACGGGCGGCGUCGGCUGGGGGCUCCAGAUCGGCGCGGACAUCACCGACUUCGUGAUCGUGCUCAACAGCGAGGAGGCCGUGCGCGCGUUCGCGCUCGGCGGGAACGUCACCAUCGGCGGGAACAUCUCCGCCGCCGCGGGCCCCAUCGGCACGGGGGGCGCGGUGCAGGCGACGCUGGCGCACCCCGCGCCCAUGUUCUCGUACUCGAAGUCGAAGGGUCUCUUCGCUGGGCUCUCGCUCGAGGGCACGGUCCUCAUCGAGCGCAAGGACGCGAACAAGGACUUCUACGGCUCUGCCGUUCCUGCCCGUGACAUACUCGGCGGGCGCGUGCCCCCACCCGAGGUCGCCUCGCGGCUCUAUGAGGUCAUCGAGGCCGCGGAGGGCGUCGACGAGAGUGGGCUUCCGGAGAAUGCGUAUGUGCCCACCGCAGAGGGCGACCAUAUGGACAUCCGGCACGGCGGCAUGGUUUUCGAUGCCGAGGGACACUAGAUGGCUCUGGAGACGCGAGGAACAUGUCGUCGGCUGCGUCGGACCACGAUGUCUAUGAACGGGGGACUGGGUGGAUGUCAUCAGGAGGGGGGCAGGAUUGGUGUGACGCCGCAAUGGUGAUGCCUGAAUGACUUCUACGACUCUAAUGUAGUUCUAUGCCCGUAUUCUGCUGUGAACCACCACUGAGGUUUUCGAAUCUCACCUACUUGUCCCUUCGUGCUAUGUACGAUAUUUUUUUCCCUAUGAAACGAACAUACUCUGAUGGCCC